Molecule: messenger RNA, 1059 nt
Organism: Aegilops tauschii subsp. strangulata
Lineage: Eukaryota; Viridiplantae; Streptophyta; Magnoliopsida; Poales; Poaceae
Product: GDSL esterase/lipase At4g10955-like
Source: RefSeq, a predicted model, not a curated record
AUGGGUUCAGACCGCUUCGACGUCGAUGAGCUGAAGCAUAUCUUGCGCCCCGGUUCUUCCGCGGCGAAGAUUGACUGGGGCAACGAGGAGCACCGCCGCUGCAUGGUCGCCUGCAUGGUCAAAGGCGCUUACGUCCUCGAGAGCGACAGAGCGAUGGGCAGGACGGAGGCGGCGGCGCUGGCGCCGGCGUGGUGGGAGAGCUUUCACUUCCGCCUCAACCAAAAACUCACGGACGGCAGGUCCAUCUAUGGUGCCAUCUACGAGCAUGUGGCCGGCCCCCGCCACCCAGCUGCUCCACGGUAUGUCGUCGCCUUCAGGGGCACCAUGCUGAAAAACCCCGAUAGGAAGGUGAUGGUGAAAGAUGUAAUCCUCGACGUCAAUAUACUGACCAACACACUCAAGUACCGCACGCGCUCCAAGCGAGCGCGAGGGGCGGUCGAGGGACUUAUGGCUGACCCAGCUAGGUCAAACCCAGACCGAGAGGAGUGCGCUGACGUCUGGCUCGCCGGGCACUCUCUUGGCGCUUCACUGGCGCUGGACGUGGGGCGGAACAUGAUUGUGGAGUGGGGGCUCAACCUCCCGACCUUCCUCUUCAAUCCGCCGCAGGUGUCAUUGACACCUGUGCUCAACUUGCUGAAGGCGACGGACAAGGCCAAGUCGGGCCUGCACUUGACGAGUUUCGUCUGGAAGGUCGCUGCGGGACGUUUCUCCGAUUCCCACCGAGAGAACAUGGGGCAGCUGUUCAAGAAGCUUGAACCGUGGGUGCUGAAUCUGUACGUGCACGACAAGGACUGGAUCUGCCAGGGCUUCAUCGACUACUUCGAGCUGCGGCAGAAGUACCGCGAGCGAUUCCCUGAUGCUGGCACCGUGUGGAUGACAAUAUCGUACCGAGACAUGCUCUCGCGCCUCUUCGGCGAGGAGACAGGGCAGCCUCACCUCCUGCCAUCGGCAACGCUGUGGAAAAGCAGGCUCGAGACCGAUGCGCACGGUCUCCAGCAGUGGUGGAAACCAGACAGAGUGCUCGAAUUGGGGGCCAAGUCUUAUAGCUACACUACCUGA